Molecule: messenger RNA, 768 nt
Organism: Dermacentor andersoni
Lineage: Eukaryota; Metazoa; Arthropoda; Arachnida; Ixodida; Ixodidae
Source: RefSeq, a predicted model, not a curated record
AUGGAGUCCCACAGCAACAGCUACGAAUCAUGGGCUGCCACAAAUGCUGCUGAAAGCCAAGCCAGUGUUGUAUCCUGGGAAGGUGGCGGCUCCAAUGCUUUGAUGUGCAGCGAUUGUGGCUUCACAGGCCAUGAUAAAGCGGUGCUUGCAGAGCACCGGCGAGUGGUCCAUCAGUUUGGUACCAGUGAUCCGUGGCCAGAAUACCAGUGUCAGUUCUGCCCGUCCAAAUUUUCGCACCAUGACCGCCUGCUGUGCCACCUUCAGAGGCACACGAACACGGGAUCCUUUGACUGCUUCCUGUGUGAAAAGAAAUUCUCGAGAGAGCAGGUCCUUCCACAAGCCACUGCUCCCACCACAAGCCAGGCCAUCGACGGGGUUGCGGACGAAGUCGGCGUGGAGAACGGCGCUGAGGCCUUCAGGUGCGACAUCUGCCUCUUCACAUGCCCCUGUGGUUCUGAGCUUGCGGAGCACAAGAGAGCAUUACACGCUGACCCUGCUAACCGAAACUGGUUCAAGUGCCACUAUUGCCGAGUCUCAUUUCCGCAUCGUGACCGCUUGAUGGUGCAUCUACAAAAGCACACCGGCACCGGCUUCUUUGACUGCUUCCUCUGCGUCAGAAAGUUUGCGAGCGAGCAGAACCUCUUGCGCCACGUCCGGACCGUGCACGGUGCCUCGGAGAACUUCCCUUGCCACCUCUGCCCGAGGACGUUCACCCGCAAGGACAACUUGUUGGCGCACAUCCGAAAGCACCGCAAUGGCCGGUGCUGA